AUCAGAUUCCUCGGCCUACCCUCCAUUGAAAAACAAGAGGCUCGAGUCGAGACUGAAACCGUUGUCGGUGCAUUGUGAUUGUUUACACAUAGGCCUAUCAUAUAUAUUUUAAAUAUAAUAAAUGGCGUCGACUUUACUGUCACCCAUGGUGGAUUAUUAUAACGACGAGGAAGAGCUAGACAGUGUGGAUGAAGAUGAAGAUCGCAGUUUCAGAGGCAGAGACUCGGAAGAAGACACAGAAGAUGCCAGUGAAACAGACCUGGCCAAACAUGAUGAGGACGACUAUGUUGAAAUCAAAGAACAGAUGUAUCAAGAUAAACUGGCUUCCCUGAAAAGACAGCUACAACAACUGCAAGAAGGCACACUGCAGGAGUACCAGAAGAGAAUGAAGAAGCUUGAUCAGCAGUAUAAAGAGAGACUUCGUAGCGCCGACCUCUUUCUACAACUUGAGACAGAGCAGGUGGAGAGGAACUACAUCAAAGAGAAAAAAGCAGCGGUGAAGGAAUUUGACGAUAAGAAAGUGGAACUGAAGGAAAAUCUUAUUGCAGAGCUGGAGGAGAAGAAGAAGAUGAUUGAGAAUGAGAAAUUAACAAUGGAGCUGACAGGAGAUUCCAUGGAGAUGAAACCUAUUAUGACCCGGAAGCUCCGGAGACGACCCAAUGACCCGGUGCCUAUUCCAGACAAGCGGAGAAAGCCUCCACCUGCUCAGUUAAACUAUUUACUCACUGAUGAGCAGAUCAUGGAGGAUCUAAGAACAUUAAACAAGCUCAAAUCUCCCAAAAGACCAGGUACGGACGUUUUGUCUUUUAGAGUGUCCCCGUCUUCUCCGGAGCACCUCCCGUCGACUCCGGUGGACACCCCAUCCCAGCGUUACGAGGCACGGAUAGAGGAGGGGAAACUCUACUAUGAUAAGAGAUGGUACCAUAAAAGUCAAGCAAUCUAUCUGGAGUCCAAGGAGAACACCAAGAUCAGCUGUGUCAUCAGCUCUGUGGGGACCAAUGAGAUCUGGGUGAGAAAGACAAGUGACAGUACGAAGAUGAGGAUCUAUUUAGGGCAGCUGCAGCGAGGGGCCUUCAUCAUUCGACGCCGAUCAGCUGCAUAGACAUGUGUGUGUGUGUGUGUGUGUAUGUGUUUUUUUUUUUUUUUAAAACAAACAUUUUAAAGCUCUUCCUGUUUUACCAAGUCAGCUACGACAUGUUUAAGCAUGAUAUUUCCUCCUGUCUCUCAUCUUAUUUUUCUAUCGCUCUCACACGUAUGGUAUAGAUAUUCCCAAAGCAUAUCAUGAAAUGUCUCACGUUUAUCUUUAUAUUUGCCUUUUUCCUCUCUAUGAACUUUGCAUUGUAUGUGUAAUGUGUCUGAGGUAAGGCUCAGCGCUUUACUGUUUGAUUUCAAAGAGCUCUCUACGAUGAAAUGAGUAGACGACGAAACACUUUGGGAUUGUGUUCUAUUACCAGUGAGACAUUUACAAAUUUUAUUUAGUUGUUUUUUUCUUCUUUGAUAUGUAAUGCCAUAAUCUAUUCUCUCCAUGCAUUUGAAAGUGUACAGGAUUUCAGAUUACUUAGCUAGUUUUAAUUUUGUAUUCAGGUGAAUGUUAAAUAAAUUUGGCUCAAACGGUACAAAACAA
Cyprinus carpio (common carp) is the source of this 1624-nucleotide messenger RNA. Its product is annotated as sin3 histone deacetylase corepressor complex component SDS3-like. The transcript is spliced from 12 exons. The coding region runs from base 122 to 1102 and encodes 326 amino acids. The record is from RefSeq and is a predicted model, not a curated record. Gene Ontology annotation, biological process: negative regulation of transcription by RNA polymerase II. Gene Ontology annotation, molecular function: histone deacetylase binding. Gene Ontology annotation, cellular component: Sin3-type complex. Lineage: Eukaryota; Metazoa; Chordata; Actinopteri; Cypriniformes; Cyprinidae.